Molecule: messenger RNA, 4129 nt
Organism: Myotis brandtii (Brandt's bat)
Lineage: Eukaryota; Metazoa; Chordata; Mammalia; Chiroptera; Vespertilionidae
Gene: LEMD3
Product: LEM domain containing 3
Exons: 14
Coding region: 43-2103 (686 amino acids)
Biological process (GO): negative regulation of BMP signaling pathway; nuclear envelope organization
Cellular component (GO): nuclear inner membrane
Molecular function (GO): chromatin DNA binding
Source: RefSeq, a predicted model, not a curated record
ACUUCCGGUAGCGCGGAGCUUGUAAAACACCCUGGAGAGAAAAUGGCGGCGGCGGCGGCGGCUUCGGCGCCUCAGCAGCUCUCGGACGAGGAGCUUUUCUCUCAGCUCCGCCGUUACGGCCUGUCUCCCGGCCCCGUGACGGAGAGCACCCGCCCGGUCUACCUCAAGAAGCUGAAGAAGCUUCGAGAGGAAGAGCAGCAGCAGCAGCACCGGUCCGGGGGCCGCGGCCACAAGACGCGGAACAGUAAUAACAAUAACACGGCAGCCGCCUCCAUCCCCCCGGGGCCCGGGGUCCCGGGAGGGGGAGGAAUCCCGAUGAAUGACAGGGCGGCGGCCGCUGGGAGUCUAGACAGAAGUCGAAACCCCGAGGAGUCCGCGGCGGCGGGGCAGGGAGGGGCGUGUGAGGCGCUGGACUCCAGCCCGGUUCCUCGAUACCGUGUGAACGCCAAGAAGCUGGCCCCGCUCCUGGCCCCGCCGCUCACCGACAUGGACGCCACCCUGGACUCGUCCGCAGGCUCCCUGCUCAAAACCAAUAAUCAUAUCGGCGGCGGCGGCGCCCUCGGGGUGGACUCCUCCAGGAUUUUCCCCAACAGCCUCCCUCCCAGUGCGGCGGUGGCCGCCCCGGGUUCACUCAGGAUCAAUCACUCCAAUCACACGGGCGCCAAUCACACCUACCUGCAGAACGCAUACGGCAAGCCGAAGCUCUCCGAGCCCGAGGAGGAACUUCUCCAGCAAUUUAAACGGGAGGAGGUGUCCCCCACCGGGGGUUUCAGUGCCCACUACUUGUCGAUGUUUCUCUUAACUGCUGCCUGCUUGUUUUUCCUAAUAUUGGGACUGACUUACCUAGGAAUGAGAGGAACCAGCGUAUCCGAGGAUGGAGGACUCAGCAUAAAAAACCCCUUUGAUGAAACAUUUGGAACAAUACAAGAAAAUGAAAAAAAUCUUAUGAUGAACACUUUAUACAAGCUUCAUGAUCGAUUGGCACAGCUUGCAGGAGAUCAUGAAUGUGGCAGUUCUAGUCAGAGAACACUUUCUGUACAAGAGGCAGCUGCAUAUUUAAAAAAUUUAGGUCCUGAAUAUGAACAUAUGUUUAACAUGUCAUUACAGUGGAUUUUUGAAAAUGGAAAAGAUGUUGGAAUAAGGUGUGUCGGCUAUGGCCCUGACGAACAAUUGACAAAUGUAACUGAUGUGCAGUUUUUACAAUCCACAAGACCACUAAUGUCUUUUUGGUGUCGUUUUCGGCGCGCUUUUAUUACUGUCACCCACAGGUUAUUGUUGUUAUGUUUAGGUGUAGUGAUGGUUUGUGUUGUUCUGCGUUACAUGAAAUAUCGCUGGACAAAAGAGGAAGAGGAAACAAGACAGAUGUAUGAUAUGGUGAUAAAGAUUAUAGAUGUUUUACGAAGUCAUAAUGAAGCUUGCCAGGAAAACAAAGAUUUACAACCUUUCAUGCCUAUUCCACAUGUUCGAGAUUCCUUAAUACUGCCUCAUGACAGGAAAAGAAUGAAGAAAGUCUGGGAUAGAGCCGUUGACUUCCUUGCUGCUAACGAGUCGAGAGUUCGUACAGAAACACGAAGAAUAGGUGGUGCAGAUUUUCUAGUUUGGCGGUGGAUCCAGCCUUCUGCAUCCUGUGACAAAAUAUUAGUAAUACCUUCAAAAGUAUGGCAAGGUCAAGCAUUUCAUUUAGAUAGAAGAAAUUCACCACCAAAUAGUUUGACGCCGUGUCUCAAGAUUCGAAAUAUGUUUGAUCCAGUUAUGGAAAUAGGGGAUCAGUGGCAUUUGGCAAUUCAAGAAGCAAUUUUAGAAAAAUGCAGUGAUAAUGAUGGCAUUGUUCAUAUUGCAGUAGACAAAAAUUCACGUGAGGGUUGUGUAUAUGUUAAAUGUCUGUCUCCAGAAUAUGCUGGGAAAGCUUUUAAGGCAUUGCAUGGCUCUUGGUUUGAUGGGAAAUUGGUUACAGUAAAAUAUUUACGACUAGAUAGAUAUCACCAUCGCUUUCCCCACGCUCUUACUUGCAACACUCCCUUGAAGCCAUCAAAUAAACAUAUGAACUCUAUGUCUCAUCUUCGUCUGCGGACUGGCUUAGCCAAUUCUCAAGGAGGUUCCUGAAAAGACUUUCUUCCACUCCUAGAACUGUUAUUUACAAUAGAAAAAUUCCAGUUUGGUUUCUUGUCUUCCUUUUUAAAUGCUUUUUGUAUGUAAUAUUUUUAUUGAAUACAGCUCUAUUUGAACGUUCCAGAAAUCUUAAGGUUCCAAAGGGACUUAGCAAUGAGGCAGCAAUGCUGAGUAGGUAAAUAAUUGUUUCAUUCAGUUUUUUGGAGCUCAUUUAAGCCAAUGCAUUUAAAGUUUUGCAUGAGGAACAUUGACUUUAUUACAUAUUUUCAGAUGUGGUGGUGGUAUUUUUGCACCAAAAAGUGUUUUGAUAAUCACACAAAAGCAUGGUAAAGAGACUUGUAUUUCCAUAAUUUCCUGUGAACUAAUGUUGUGACUUCUUGUAUACAGUAACCUGUAUAGAUCCUUACAGGCUAAUGUGGUAAAACUGUUCAUUUUCCAAUUUAACCUUAGGUUUCUAUUGCUUGUAAGAGAUUCAUUUGCUACAGCUGGAAUAUGGGAAAACUAAUUUGGAUUUAGUGGUUACAUAUAAGUAUAAUUGGAUGUACAUGUACUUAAAUUGGCUUUUGUAUAUAUGUAUAAUUGCUGGUGGUGGCAAAAGUAGUCUUGUUUUGUGAGGAUGUCUGCAUUAAAGCAGUAAAAUAAGCUUCCUAUUUUAUUCAUAAUCUAAAGUGUGUAUAUAUAUAUGUAUAUGUAUAUAUGUGUGUAUGUAUAUAUAUAUGUAUGUGUGUAUGUGUAUAUAUACACACACAUAUAUACAUAUGGCUGUACUAUCACAUAGAUCAAACAGCCAAAACCCCGGAAGUAUUAGAUACAAGUUUCAAAUAUCUUUUAUAGGUUUUAUAUAAAAAUGUCUUGAGUAUGAUUUUGUGUGAAAGUUUCGAUACCAGUUGUAAUGGUUUCAAAUUUAUGUGAGCAAUAAAGAAGCAAUUGGCGGAUAUUGGAAAAGUAUUUUGUGAAAAGCUGUAUUUAUUAUAAAUGCUAGGGCUACGAUAUAGUACCAUUGGGAUCAAGUCAUUUUCCCAAUCUAUUUAUAACUUAAUAAAAUAUUAGCUCCCCUGUUAUAUGUCAAGUUUAAAGCAGGGCACAUUGUUUCAGCAAAAUGUGUAUCUGAAAAAUUAUAUCUACAGUUUUGGGUCAUGAAAAGUUUGCAAUAUAGUAAAUGCACGAGUGACCAUUGAUUUGUGCCUCGAUAUUUACUUUGUUUCAGUAAAGUUACUUUAUUACUGUUUUUUAUUUCAGAUUAAAAUAGUUGUGGAGCAAAGUUUACUUGUAAUGUCCACAACUGGCUUUUUUUUCCCUUUUUGUUUUUUAAGUAACCUGUUGAUAUAUCAUUGUCAGUCCAAAUGAAUAUGUGAAACACCUGAAGGUUGUACCCAUUUUUAUUUUGUUUAAAGCUCAGUUUCCUUUUUGGUUUUUAUUGUAUAUGUGUUGGGUUUGCAGCAUGCACUUGCACAGAUAAUGCACGUUUUCUGGUUAAGUAAACAUGAUGCACACUGUUCUGUAACAGAAAACCCUAUUGUGCCUUACCUAUGUGCUUUUGUGGGCACCAUGUUUAUGAAGAAUAAAAAUGAUUUGUUAUCUGAAGAGAAUAAAUUUUAAAUUCUCAGUUUAUGUCUCAGAUGCUAACGUGUGAAAAUAUAAAUAUAUAUAAUAUAUAAAAUAACCAUUUUAUGUGCAUCAUAGUGAUUUAUCUGAGCUUAGUGACCCCAUCUUGUGACCUGUUGCAAGAGUGAAUGUAAAAAUAGUUGUGGCAUUUUAAAAGGUAGCGUUUUGAUGCAGAUACAUCUUUAUCUUGCUUCUAAAACAUAUUUCAUGUAAACAUUGUACACUUAUUAUUGUAAUAUAUACUAUUAUGCAGCUUAUUUUACCUGAAACUGUUAAGCUGACCAAGAUCCCUCCCUGCAAGACAGAUGGGAAUGUGUAUAAUAACUAGAUAUUUGAGAAGUUCUGAAGUUUGAUGUAAUCUGUUACUUGUCCUGUUACAAAAAAGGAAAAAAUUAAAAAUUUAUUAGGUUUUUUU